Molecule: messenger RNA, 204 nt
Organism: Paramecium pentaurelia
Lineage: Eukaryota; Ciliophora; Oligohymenophorea; Peniculida; Parameciidae
Source: the annotation of a GenBank genome assembly
AUGUUUACAUCUUAAAUUUUAAACUCUAAGUCUUAGAUCUUCAGGUCAAAAUUAUUUUAUUCAAAAAGAAAGAAAAUAGAUGAAGAUUAAACAUACAUGGAAUAUAGAGAAUAUGAUUUUACAUUUGAUGCUAAUUUUGUUUUGAAUCCUAGUUAAACAUGCAUGACUGAUUUUAAAAGAAUGAUGAAAUAUUAAUAAUUGUGA